UUUUCUUAAGGGUUCUUGAAUUCAUUGUCUCCAAGCAAGUCUAUUCUGUGGAGCAAUGAAACUGCUAAUGGACAAUCUCUGGAAAAAACUUCUGUCUGGGGAGCUGUGUUUAGUUUUUUCUUUCCAACAACAUGCAUUCCAAAGGAGAAUCAGGUGGUGAAGCCUUGCAAUCGGCUGCGAGAUUUUAAUGAGAGUGAAUGUUUGAGAAAUAAAUGCUGUUAUUCGUCAGUCAAGACCAGUAACUUCACCUGUUUUGCCCCACUAAAAGAUAAGCCUACGCAGAUGUUCCGGAUGUUUGGGUUUGUUGUGAUCAGCAUAAUCAGCCUGGGAUGUCUGCCCAUUUAUUGCUGCUCUUUUUGCCGGAGGAGCAGAUGGGCCAAUCCUUUACGAAGGAAAGUCAGCAGACUUUUAAAGGGUUUGAAGAAACAAAGAAGCAAACUAAAGAGGGAUGCUGAAAUGUUAGGGGCAGAAAUGGAUGAGGAAGGAUUAGAUGAUGAAAAGGAGGAGACCAAAGGUAUGAAGGCCCAAGUGCAUGGAGUAUUUGGAGCACUACAAAUAGUUCAGGAUGGCAGCAACUUCGACUUAGAUGUUAAAUCAGAAGAACUUACAACCCAAGUUAAAGAGUCAGGUUUUAUCCUGUGGACAGAAGGGAACCAAUGA
Camelus dromedarius (Arabian camel) is the source of this 660-nucleotide messenger RNA. RefSeq names its product FMR1 neighbor (gene FMR1NB). NCBI's taxonomy places the organism in Eukaryota, Metazoa, Chordata, Mammalia, Artiodactyla, Camelidae. The record is from RefSeq and is a predicted model, not a curated record. The transcript has 5 exons. The annotation marks the transcript as partial.